AUGCGGCAGCGCCUCUCUCGACGGGACCUUCGAGCGGCAGAUGUGCCCACGUGUCGACAUGUCAUAGUCACUUGGGCCGGAGAGGGACAGACAACGCAAGAAAGGCAACAGAGAGACACGAGUGAUGACAAGAGAGUGAGACACACGCGCACACGCAUACAGGCAGACAAACGCACAAUGUGUACACACACCGGGAAGGCACUUGUAGACAGACAGAGUCGGGACUCAGUGAACCGUCAGAGCCUGUGCACCGAUCUGGACGUUUCGCCCCUCGACCCCUCGACCCCUUAA
Protopolystoma xenopodis is the source of this 291-nucleotide messenger RNA. Lineage: Eukaryota; Metazoa; Platyhelminthes; Monogenea; Polystomatidea; Polystomatidae. The record is from the annotation of a GenBank genome assembly.